Diaporthe batatas is the source of this 2322-nucleotide messenger RNA. RefSeq lists its product as uncharacterized. Gene Ontology annotation, molecular function: GTPase activity; GTP binding. The transcript is spliced from 4 exons. Gene Ontology annotation, cellular component: plasma membrane; endosome. The record is from RefSeq and is a predicted model, not a curated record. Lineage: Eukaryota; Fungi; Ascomycota; Sordariomycetes; Diaporthales; Diaporthaceae. The coding region runs from base 634 to 1248 and encodes 204 amino acids. Gene Ontology annotation, biological process: regulation of exocytosis; protein secretion; protein localization to plasma membrane.
CCGAGUGUAUGCAUCAGUGUUACUGCCCGUGGUGAGUAUGGAUGAGCGAGUGGUACUCGUACUCCGUACUCCGUACACUGCCUACCUACUUAGGACUUAGGUACCUACCUAGGUACCUAUAAGGUAAGUGCAGGCGUGGCCUGGACAGGUCGCUACCCCUGUGGCCCAUGCCCAUAAGCCAGCCCAGCCAGAUGGAGAAUGGAGAAUGGAGAUUCUGGAGACUGGUCCCCCCAAAGCCUAACACGUAACUCCAACUGACACGGUUCAACCGCAACCCAACGCAUCCACCCAUCUUCGUGCACUCCGAGCGAACAUCCACCAGACCCUUGGAACCUGGCAUCUAUCUCAUCGACCGCCCUCUUCGCUUCCGCCCUGAGGCCCCUUCCAACCUUCUCCUUCUGCACAACAUCUGCGAGCCGCGAACCUUGUCCCACACUCGACCCCGACAAGGCAAAAGGGACGCCAAGCCAGACCAGGUCCAUCCAUCAUCAUCCCUCCUUGCCCAAACCGCCAAACAGCCAAGUGCCUGCCUGCCCGCCCUUCUUUGCGUCUGUCGCUCACUCCCUCCUGCAACAACCGACCGACACUCCCUAGAAACGCGGCAUCCAAACCGGUGCUCUGAACUCCUUCAACAUGGCAAGCAACAGGAAUUAUGACUUUUUGAUCAAGCUGCUGCUUAUCGGCGACUCCGGCGUGGGCAAGUCCUGCUGUCUGCUGCGAUUCAGCGAGGACUCGUUCACGCCAUCGUUCAUCACCACCAUCGGCAUCGACUUCAAGAUCAGGACGAUCGAGCUCGAUGGCAAGCGGGUCAAGCUGCAGAUCUGGGACACGGCCGGCCAGGAGCGCUUCCGCACCAUCACGACCGCCUACUACCGCGGUGCCAUGGGCAUCCUGCUGGUCUACGACGUCACCGAUGAGAGGUCCUUCAACAACAUCCGGACCUGGUUCGCAAACGUGGAGCAGCACGCCACCGAGGGCGUCAACAAGAUCCUGAUCGGCAACAAGUGCGACUGGGAGGAGAAGCGCGCCGUGUCCACCGAGCAGGGCCAGGCCCUCGCCGACGAGCUGGGCAUCCCCUUCCUCGAGGUCUCGGCCAAGAGCAACAUCAACAUCGACAAGGCCUUCUACAGCCUCGCCUCCGACAUCAAGAAGCGCAUCAUCGACACCUCCAAGAACGACGCCUCGGCCGGCAGCGCGGGCGUCAACGUGGCCGGCAGCUCCGAGAGCUCCGGGAGCAAGUGCUGCUAAGAGAGAGGUCGCGCGGCAUGGUGCGUGGUCUGGGAUUCAUGGGGGCCGGGAGUGCAAGGGAGAGUUUGAGUCGAGGGGCAUGGUUAUUUGCUGGCCAGCAUGUGGGUCAGCAGCCUGGCAAGAUUGCGGCCGUCCUGCAGUGAGACUUUGCGGGAGCCGGAAAAGGUCGAAAGCCUGCCUGCGUUCGUUCGGCGCAAGUAUGCAUACAGGAACGGAAACGGGGUGCGCACCAAGUACAGCAGAGAUCAGUCAUCACGAACCCUUGGGAACCUGGGGGGUUUAGGAGACAAACAGCAGACGGAGGGGACGCUUCCAGCGAGCGUCUGCGACCACAACCACUUUUGACGGGAUGCAGUCAGUGAUCCGCCCAGGGCUAGAACGGGGUGCCCGAGGCAAGAAGAGCGUUGUUAGAGCGAGAGAAGACGGAGAAAGGGAAAAGGGAAAAGAGUCGCGAGCGAGCUAAGAAAGAAGAGAACCCCUCUUCCCUGGCACCCCCUUUCUUUUUAUUUUGUUUUCCUGCGGAGGCAAAUGGAAGUGUCAAUAUUUGGAAGCAAACGGAGUUAGUGGCUAUAUCUGGGUUGCAAAUACAUUUUGUUCCAAAAGAGGAUACCAACUCGUGCGGGGUGUGCACAUGUGGUUGCUGGCUGUCGUUGUUGGGUUUGUCCGGUGCCCCGACAUGGCCUUGGUUGAAUUGUUUGCGUUCCAUUACGCGUGUCUGGUACCCGGAGGAUCUUGGUUGUUGCAGGAGACAUGAUGGCUAGGACGAGACUGGAGGUAUACGGGACUGGCCGCUGCCCCAGGGCGUACGUACCAUGCUCGGCUUGACUAUCAGGGGAUGAGCAGUCACAGAGUUGACCAGAGGCAGCCGGAAUUCAGUGAGAUAUUCUGCGAGGAGGUGCUACCAAACUAUCCUCUCUUGGCGGCAAUGACCGCGGUUGUUGAUGGCCUCGGGGGCGAGGGUAUUCUUGCUCUAGGCGUUCGUCACACGUGAAUCGUCGUCUACCAUGCGAUGGGCUGAGACCAUCACCCAAGGUUUCUGCAGAAUCUUGAACAACACCGAAAAGACUAGGCUCA